This is a messenger RNA of Colletotrichum spaethianum, 1104 nucleotides long. RefSeq names its product bifunctional chorismate mutase/prephenate dehydratase. The coding region runs from base 1 to 1104 and encodes 367 amino acids. Lineage: Eukaryota; Fungi; Ascomycota; Sordariomycetes; Glomerellales; Glomerellaceae. The transcript is spliced from 2 exons. Gene Ontology annotation, molecular function: chorismate mutase activity; prephenate dehydratase activity. The record is from RefSeq and is a predicted model, not a curated record. Gene Ontology annotation, biological process: L-phenylalanine biosynthetic process. Gene Ontology annotation, cellular component: cytoplasm.
AUGAGUGACAAGUCUUCUGUUCCAGCAGAGGCUCCUGCUGCUGCCGCAGGCGGCGACGUCAAGCCGCUGGUGGGCUUCCUGGGCCCUCAGGCCUCAUACACGCACCAGGCAAGUAUCCUCACGCACCUUUCCACCAUCCCCCCUUUCUUCUUGGCCCUGCCCCUUGCCCGCCUGCUCUCCCCGUCCCGCUGCACCGGGUCUUCCACUCCGUCUGACCGGGCCUCAGACAUCUUCGAGGUCGUGCAAGCCGGCGAGGUCGCCUUCGGCGUCGUCCCCGUCGAGAACUCGACCAACGGGUGCGUGCUGUUCACCCUCGACAACUUCGCCGACCGCAACGGCCUGUACCCGGACAUCUCGGUGUGCGGCGAGAUCUACCUGGACGUGCACCACUUCCUCGUCGGCCGCCGGCCGUCCCGCGCCCUCGACGACGCCGUCGGCCCCAACGACGGCUCCGGCGCCUGCACGCCGACGGCGUCGGACCCGAACCCUCUCAAGCCCCGGACCAAGCCGCUGUGCAGCCUCAAGCACGUCCAGCGCCUGUACUCGCACCCGCAGGCCUGGGGCCAGUGCGUCGCCUUCCUGCAGACCUACCUCAAGGGCAUCGAGGCCAUCGACGUCAGCUCCACGAGCCGCGCCGCCGAGCUCGUCGCCGCCGACGAGUCGGGCACCAGCGCCGCCAUCUCGAGCGAGAUCGCCGCCCGCAUGCACGGCAUCGAUGUGCUGGCCCGCAGCAUCGAGGACCGCGAGGACAACACGACGCGCUUCUUCAUCAUCCGCAAGCAAGGCGGCCCGCCGGCCAAGAUGCCGGGCCACUGCGAGCGCAAGAGGGGCAGGACCAAGUCGAUGGUGUCGUUCACGGUGCCGCACGAGGGGCCCGGCGCGCUGGCCGACGUGCUCGACUGCUUCCGCCGGUACAAGCUCGACCUCACGAGCAUCAACAGCAGGCCGAGCCUGACGGCGCCGUUCAACUACGUCUUCUUCGUCGAGUUCCAGGGCCACAGGCUCCAGGACCCCGACGGGCGGGUCAAGGGCGCGCUGGAAGGGGUCGCUCAGGUGGCGGAGAACUGGCGGUGGCUAGGGAGCUGGGAGGACCAGCGGUCGUGA